AACUAGUGGAAGCAAGAUCAAAUCAUCUCCUCCAAGCCACGAGAUCUUCAAAUAUCUGGUGCCAUUAUUAUUUGCUGCCGUCGCCAUGAAGUGUCAAGUCAAAAAUGUGGAUCCAUUUGAAGCACGCCCAAUAAACAUGUGGUGCUUUGUUAUAGCCACAAUCAUCUACAGCAUUACAUUGGGAAUAAUGGAACGAAAUAAAAACCAUGCUGCAAAAUACUUGCAAAUCAUAGACCAUGUUAUUCUCGUCUCUGGAGCUCUUUCUUCUGUCUCAUUACUAUCGGUCCUCCUCGCAGGCAGCCUCGGAUAUUCGGAAUUGGUCCACCUAAGGCAACGUGGCAUGGCAGCGCAGCCAAAUCCAUCACUGCGAGU
Molecule: messenger RNA, 372 nt
Organism: Ilex paraguariensis (yerba mate)
Lineage: Eukaryota; Viridiplantae; Streptophyta; Magnoliopsida; Aquifoliales; Aquifoliaceae
Source: the annotation of a GenBank genome assembly